AUGGAGGAAGAUAUACCCCAAUUAGUCAUUGAUUUACCAAAAGAUGGAGCUUUUGAGACAGAAAAGGUAACCAUGGACCCCCAGCCAUCGUUGAACCUGACCACAGUUUCGUCAACCAAAAAAAUUCCCAUCACCAUAGUUACAGGAUAUCUUGGAUCGGGCAAAUCCACCUUGCUCAAGAAGAUCGGAGAAAAGUCAAACAAGAGAUUAGCUAUCAUUUUGAAUGAGUUUGGUGACUCCUCAGUUAUUGAAAAGUCUGUCACAAUACAAGAUCAGAACGAAAGCGUUCAAGAAUGGCUAGAUAUAGGGAACGGUUGUUUAUGCUGCACAGUGAAGGAUAAUGGAGUCACAGCAAUUGAAAAUUUAGUGGAAAAUUCAAGAGACAAAAUUGAUUAUAUUUUGUUGGAGACUACAGGCAUUGCCGAUCCCGCGCCAAUUGCCAAAAUGUUUUGGCUCGAUGAAGGACUAGCGUCGAAUAUAUAUAUUGAUGGUGUGGUAACUGUUGUCGAUUCGGGGAAUAUUCUCACUUGUUUGAAUGACGUUGGUGGACAUUGGCAUAGGGAACAUGAUUUGGAACCCGUUGAAGAAGGUGUGACAACUGCUCAUUUACAAGUUGCGUUGGCUGAUGUGAUUCUAUUGAAUAAAUCAGACAAGGUCAAAGAUCUGGACGAGAUAAUAACCAGGAUAAGAAGUAUAAACCAAACCGCUCCCAUAUAUCCCACAAGCUUUGGUGAUAUUGAUCUUAGCAAGAUCUUGGAUUUACACGCUUUUGAAGCAAAUACCCAGGUUUCGGAGCCCACAGCAUCGUUUCACGAUGGAAGAAUCACGACCAUCACUAUAGAUUUCCCCUUUCUCGAAAAUGAUAGCGGAUUUGACAAAAUUGAAAAGUUUCUUCAAUACGUUUUAUGGGAAAAUAAAGUCAAUGGUAAGGAUGUUGAAAUCCAUCGGUUAAAGGGAGUCUUGGUGCAUAAAGACGACGUUAGAGUCGUUCAAGGUGUCAGAGAAACUUAUGAAAUUAUAGAAGGUGGUAAACUACUAGACGAAAUAAAGCAAAACAAGUUGGUAUUUAUAGGUAAAGAUUUAGAUCAUGACGACUUAAUGGUAGAAUUACAUAGGUUCAUACAGUGA
Molecule: messenger RNA, 1128 nt
Organism: Lodderomyces parapsilosis
Lineage: Eukaryota; Fungi; Ascomycota; Pichiomycetes; Serinales; Debaryomycetaceae
Exons: 1
Coding region: 1-1128 (375 amino acids)
Cellular component (GO): cytoplasm
Source: RefSeq, a predicted model, not a curated record